Molecule: messenger RNA, 802 nt
Organism: Microbotryum saponariae
Lineage: Eukaryota; Fungi; Basidiomycota; Microbotryomycetes; Microbotryales; Microbotryaceae
Source: the annotation of a GenBank genome assembly
AUGAUGACCACGACUCAGUCCAAUGAACAGGGACUAGAACAGAGUAAGUAGGAUUCCAUGUAGCUGACCUGAUGACGACCACGACUCAGUCCAAUGAACAGGGGCGAGAACAGAGUGGCCAGAGUGUUGUGGGAAAUUAGUAAAGGGUCAGCGGUCCAGAGGGACUUGUGGCAUUGGGAAGUUGGCGCGCGCGUGGCGCUGCGCCGGAUGGAGGCAGAUGGCGGUGUGGUGUCUUGAUUGGACUCAGAGGUGGCUUGCACGCGGAUACUAUCUAAGGCUCUGGUUUCGUUCACUCUCUCCCUCUUCUUUAACACACACUCGAUAUCUAUCUCGCCCAUUCGCCUGCUACAAGUUGAUUGACCUUGGCGAUACUCUAUCUCACAAUAGGUCAUCUAUCAACGCCGCGUAGCUACAGCGAAUCUUCAUUCAUUCAUUGGUACUCCAAGUCCAAAUCCACAACAGGUUAUGAGCCUAACGAGCAAUUGCUGCUCUUGUUGGCAAGACAUCUGCGUGUUGCAAAACCAUCCUGGUCGCCUUAACCAGUACCCCAAAAGUGAAGGCACCUUCAAGAGAUGCAUGCGCCGAAUCCUCUUUCAACACAGAGACUAAGGGACACACUGGCAACUGCUAUGAACCUUUGACGGCACUCGCAGUGGAGGCGACAUCGAAGCAGACGCUUGAAUCGUUCUUCGAUCGGAGUUUUCGGUUUGGCGACAUGGAACUCAAUGCUAUCGACAUUCGACUCAAUCAAGGAGGAGUGAGCCAGGUGUUGAUGCUGCAGUGGACGACGGAUCAGCGAUAG